AAAAAAAAAAAAAAAAAAAAGAAUGUCAAUGUAUAAUGAUGCAUUAGUAAAGAUUCCUGCAAAGUAUAUUAUAUAUGCACAUACCUUAUUUGCCUACAGUGCAUUUUUUAUAGCCUUAAUCAUUGGCUGCUAUACACAUUAUGAUAAAAUAGUUGAAAAUGAAUAUUUUGGAUUUCCUCAAGAAUGGUUUCCAAGUGUAAGUGCUACAAUAGGUGAUAGAUAUCCAGCUCGUGCUAUUUUUCAAAUCUUGAUAGCCCUUACAUCCGGUCCACGGUUUGCACUCAUUGGAUUAAAUUACCUUUAUCAACAUACACGAAUAACAAAAGCUGGAUUGAGUGAAAUUUUAUUAGGAAUUGGAUUAAUUCGUACUGUGGCUUGUGGGGGUUGGGUGUAUAUUACUUCAACGGAUGAUCAUUCUAUUCAUGAUAUCGCUAUGAUUAUUUAUCUCCUAUGUACUUUACCUUGGCAAUUAGGCGUACUCUAUACAACAGAUGCUAAAUUAUAUCCGACUGCUUUAAAAAGAAGACGUUAUUUGACAAUGGCAUUCUUUGGUACUUUACCCUUUAUGAUUUAUUUCUAUAUUCAACAUAAAGUGAAUCAUAUUCCAGGAGCUUAUACAAUCUAUGCUUUAUUUGAAUGGUCUUUAAUCAUUUAUGAUAUUGCAUUUGAUGCUACAGCAGCUUUCGAAUUUAAAAGAUUUGAAAUAAAAGUCACACAAAAGGAAAAAAAGAAAGAAACCAUAGUUUAAUAAUAAUAAUAAUAAUAAUAAUAAAAAGCAGC
Molecule: messenger RNA, 780 nt
Organism: Cokeromyces recurvatus
Lineage: Eukaryota; Fungi; Mucoromycota; Mucoromycetes; Mucorales; Mucoraceae
Product: Frag1/DRAM/Sfk1
Exons: 5
Coding region: 23-748 (241 amino acids)
Biological process (GO): GPI anchor biosynthetic process
Cellular component (GO): endoplasmic reticulum membrane; Golgi membrane
Source: RefSeq, a predicted model, not a curated record